Molecule: messenger RNA, 7207 nt
Organism: Schistosoma haematobium
Lineage: Eukaryota; Metazoa; Platyhelminthes; Trematoda; Strigeidida; Schistosomatidae
Exons: 8
Coding region: 113-1084 (323 amino acids)
Source: RefSeq, a predicted model, not a curated record
GACGACCUUUGAGCGACACUAGACUGACCUUGAGAGUGUUCACCCGAUGACAAGGACCAAAUGAGGCUUAUAAACCAUUGUGAGGAAUUUGAAUUAAAAUUAGCAUCAUCUGAUGGAUGAUUUUUUGACAUUUGAUGAUGGCUUAUUCGAGUCCAAUGAGUGCAAAGAAGGUUUUUUAUCUGUCUUUCAUCCAAAUGAAGUGGGAAAUCUAGAAUUUUUAUCAGGCAGCGAUGAGGAGUGUUUAAAGUCUUCAAGCGAUUGGCUUUAUUUAUCGAAGAAGUACGACGAUUGUCUGCAGUGUUUGCUUCAACUGUGGGACCGUGUUCAUAAUUACAAUGGGCUUCUUAAGAGAAUUACUGCUGAUGCUAUUGUUAGGUGCUGUUUGAAACUGAACAAACGAUGUGAAUUGCUUCCUUAUCUCCAACAGCACAGCCAAUUAUCAGUAAGCUAUGAGGAUUAUAUUGGACACUUGAUGCUUCAUUUUACUUGUUCAAUAAACGAAACAACGCAAGAUCGAAUUAAUUUACUCCAGCGUCUUCUAUUGGCACUUCCCCCAUCAUUUGUUGACGAUUCAUCAAUAUUUAUUCAUGAAAAUCUAUUUAAACACUCUCAAUUAUGGAUCGACUUAUCAGUUGCUUGGGAUCAAAUUCAGAUAGAGACUAGGACAAUGUAUUGUCCUGCAUGGUUUUCUAAGGUAGCAUUAUUGUAUGCUGAACUUGUUAAUACUAAUUCAAAGUUAAAUGAAAUUUCACUUACAUGGACUGAUAAAUUUCUUAAUCCUUUACAAAUCGAAAUAUGUCGUAAACUAUCAUUACGUAUUUUAACUACGUGUAGCAGUAGUGGUAGUUCUUCAACAGGCCCAUCUGCUACUACAAUGCUAAGUAAAGAUAACGGUGCAUCUAGUCACGAAAAUGAUGUACAAUUCAAUGGCGUUACUGUUACUUAUGAACUGCCGUAUAUUCCUAGUCAGAAAUGCUGUUCUACUAAUACUACUAUAGACAAUAACAUUCAAGAUGAAGUCGGACACGUGUUCUUCCAAGUAUUUAUUGCUCCAUUCAUGAGUAUUUAUGAAAAAUCAAUUUAGAAAACACCAGUAAUUUUUUGCAGUUGUUUUACACACACUUGUAAUUAUAAAGAAAGCUCCCGUUUUUUCCAAAGAAUCUGUUUUGUUAGCAAAUUAGUCACUUCGAUUUAGAUUUUUUUGAUAAUCAUUGUGAACGUGUGUUUACCCGAAAUUUUUUCUGUGUAUUUCAAACGUUACUAGGUACUCUUAAAAAAUAAUCAUGUCUCACUUUAUGUGUAUUAUGUUGUUUCGGGCUUUGUUAGGUUUGUAUGGGAGUAAGUUGGAAGGAAGCUAGGGGUGGCGAGAUGGACAUAUGGCAUCAGUCCCUGAAGUCAUUGACUAUUAAUCCGAACCAUGUUUAGUGGAUGCUAACGAACCGCAAUUGGUGAUUAGAGGCGUUAGGUGACAUGGCUUGGAGUGGGUUUCAGUGAAGCACGUGCAGUCAUUCUUUGUCUUAUUCUAGAUCCUGAAUUCCAAUAUUCUUUCAUAUAUACCUUCCCAUUUUAUCUUCCCAAACCAUGUUAUCAAUCCCGUCUUUCUGAUUAUUAUUGUUACUACAUUAUCCCUCCCCUCUUCCUGUUCAUCCUUUUACAUUCAAUCUAUUGUGCUAGUGUGUAUGGUAAGUUGGGGCAAUGCAUACGUUUUUGCCAGGUUAUACUUCGAUUAUGAUAAUGAUAACUAUGUUAUCAGGUGACAAUUAAAGAGAGACUAUCAUUGAUCACAAACCACACUGUGUGUAUCAUCAAAUCACUAGUUUCAGUCAUCUCUCAUAACAACCAGUAGAUCUGUAGUGAGAUUAAAACUGGUUUAUACCUUUAUUUCCACGAACUAAUUCUUUCUUCCUGUAUUGUAUCUUUACACACAGUCUUUCUUACCAUUGAAGUAACUACUAUGAACUUGGUGUUCAUUUUGUGCUAAUGAAGUGUGGCAACUUGGACCGAUGUAUAUAUGUACCUGGUCCUAUGUUGUAGCUAACUGACAUACUUCCUACUUUUAAUCAAGAUGGAAAAUUAGUCGGCAUGGUAGUGAAUCUUCAUAAACUAAAGUGGUUGGGGUAUGUUACGUUUUCACAACUACCGCCCACCUUGACAACCAAUACUUGCUAGUACAGAAGUGGGUUGGAAGAAAUCUAGAGGCAGUCAACCCAAAAUAUGACAUCAGUCUAUGAAGUCAUUAGCAUUUGGUUUGAGCCAUGUUAAUAACUGUAGUUUACCUAUUUGGGGUUCACGUGAUUGUCGUAACCAGUGGUUAAAGACUUUGGGUGACAUGGUUCAGAAUCCUCCACAAGUGCAUGAAUUCAUUGCCUUCUCUUAGUCCCUUAGUCUCAAAACCUUACUUUUUUUCUUUCUACACGAUGUUUCCUAUUAUUGCUGAUACUGUUGUUACUACUGCUCUGGGACUUAUCUAGAUACUUCUAUCCCCCUGUACUAAUGUGGUGUGGAAAUGAGUCGAAGCAUGUUUCAGGUUCAACUCUGCACAUAACCGACUUUUAAUUUCAAUUUCGUUGCGUAGUUGACCGGGAAGCCUGAUAGUCAGAACGCGCUAAGGAGUUGGGAGCAUCAGCUGAUUCUGGUAACUGUCAGAGGCUCAACUCAUUCGAGUCACUGACAACGAAAAGUCUGGUAUAAGAAACAAUCCGUGAAGCUAAUGGAAUAUCAAUCAAUAUCAUCUAAAGAUGCUUAGUUCAAUGGCCAGAGUUUUACAAGGAACAGUACGGCUUGUCUGCUACCCUGGUGACAUCGAUCGAACCGUCCUGCCCUCCAUGGCUGAUGAUGACUGAUCCACAUAACGGGGCGGAAGUCCACAAGGAACUCCAACUCUUGAGACACCACAAAUCAUCAGGCCCAGAUGGCUUAUCUCCGGUCCUUUUUAAAGGUGGUGGGGACCUAGUGAAAGAAGUGGUAGAUUCGUCUCCAGACUUCUGGUAAUUAAAGAGUAUUUUAGCAUUGUAGAAUGGGUCGAUAUUUGCCCCUAUCUUUAAGAAGGGUCCACGUUGUUUCUGCAACAACUAUCAGGGGAUAAGUCUACUACCGAUCGGGUCCAAAAUAUUGGCUUCCGUCAUACUCCGUAGAUUGCUUAAAACCCGGCAAAGACUGACUCGGGGAGGAGACUAGUUUUCGUUCUGAUAGGAUGCAAUGAUCAUAUCUUCUCCCUCCUCCAUCGUCAUACUUAUUACAGGUCAAUAACCAUGAUGUUUGGCAUUAGGGCCGCUUUCUGUUCGUUAGAUAGGACUGUUCGCUGGGAUUGUCCAUUGAAGAAGAGUGUAGUUGACAAGAUUACUAGCAUCUUGAAAGACCUAUAUGCGAACACCCCGGGCCGAGUAAGGCCAUACAAUCACCGCUCUCCAUAAUUUCUUUCAAGCAAUGGAGUUAAGCAGGGUCGCCCAAUCUCACCAUUCCUCGACUUUGUCAUCGAUGAUGUUCUGGAAACAGCUCUGACGGAUGCAGAUAGUGGUGGUGUGGUUCUGUUGCUUAGAGAAAGACUUUGAGCUUGCAGAUGAUAUUGUCUUACUGUGCGAUAAUACUCGAUCCACACAUUCCGCACUUGAUCAAUGUUCAUAGGUAUGGCAUAUGCUUUGCACCUUCGAAGUGCAAAGUACCUUUACAAGACUGACAGGACCCCUGAUCCUGCGCUCACCCCGGGUAGUGAGCAGAUAGAAGUAGUUGGGAAGUUCGUGUAUCUAGGUAGCUGCACAGGUGCUGGUUGUGGCGUGGAUAAUGAGAUCAAUUGACGUAUGGUGAGAGCCAGAGCGGCUUAUGCAAAUCUGGACCACCUUUGGUGCCUUCGUGAUGUCAGUCUGAGUGCAGAAGGUUAGAUCUACAAAGCGUUUGUGAGAGCAGGUUUGCUCUAUGCUUGUGAAACCUGGCCUCUCCGAGUUGAGGGUGUUAAACGGCUCUCCAUGUUUGAUAAUCGUUGUCUCUGAGGGAUUGCAGCAGUAUAUGUGAACGAAUGUUCGGAUAUUCAUUUAAACACAUUGAUCAUUGAAUAAUAUCCCAUGUCAUAUUUGUUUAGUUGUUUUAAUAUAUGUUUAGUUUUGUCGAUCAAAUAAUGGUGUGGUUAUUGGUCUAGUUGGUUUUAUGUUUUGAUUUUAGGAGGCUAAAGGUGAUAAGCGGGAAUUCCUAAAAACGAGUUUCGUAUUAACUGGUUCUCAUCACUAAAUGACGAUAGCUUAUCAAUAUUCUUCUUACUUACAAUUGAUUGAUGACUGAAUAACAACCAAUGUCAUGUGUGUAGAUCCCCUCUUAGUGUUAAAUGAAUUUUAUCGACCUAGCUUCAAUACAGGCAGUAAUCAAAGUGACUCGAUAUCGUGUGGACUAUGCUGAGAUGUAAGAUGGUGAUUGAAUGUAGUCGAUAAGGAAAUCUGGACCUAGGUGUCGUGUUAUUCAGUACUCAUCAGCAAGGUGUACCUGUAAUUUUUUUAAAAACUGGUGCAACUUGAUCGAUAGAAUCCCACCAGCACUAAGAAGGACAUGCCAGAUAUGAUAUUAUUUACUUCUGAGUGAUCGACCAAUUUUAAAUACGACUCAGUCCUAGUGGUCACAUUUCUAAUUACAAAACUAGGUAACACAUGAUUGAGUUCAUCGGGUAGCGUCAGUCCCAUCAACAUUAGAGGUACACCUUGUACACAAUAAAGCCAAAAAGUGACUGUGAACGUGGGAGACAAUAAUCAAUAAACUGGACAUGGCUUAAGAACAGUAAAUCGUACAAUAAUAAUAUAUAGGUCAAAAUAAAGCUUAUAACAAGGGGAAUAUAGAUAUACGUAAUCUAGUUACUGAAUAUUUAUACCAUAAGAAUGUAUAAAUAAUAUUGUUCCAUUAAUAAGUCUCAGACGUUACUCGUAAUGUAAUCUUGACUAGGAUAUAACACACCUUGCUAACGAGUACCAAAUAAAACGAGACCUAGGUUCAGAGUUUUCUAUCAACUACCUCCAACCACUAACUUAUCAUUUCUAAAAUGUUUUCUCUGCGUAUCCCUCAUAAUGUGUUACUGUGAUUUCAUUUUGCUGUCUUUUUUGUUUAAUUUCUUAUAUAACACAGUAAAUAGUGUUUUUUGAAAAAAAAGUUGUCACUAUGUGCAAUAUCACUAGUUCCCUUUCAAUACACAAAACUAAGCUGUUUCUUGUUCAUGCAAUCAGUUAGAAAAUAUGAGAAUGUUGAAAUACUGGGUUACUAAUUAUCAUUAACGAAUGUGUAAAUGCAAUUCAACUAAAUCUACAUGCUUUGAUAAACUCAUCUUCAAUAAAACUGUGGCCUUGUAUUCAUAAAUUUAGACGUGUAUUCUUCAAUCGGCCUAUUGAUUUAAAUGUAAUUCACAAAACAAACUGAUUUCUGGAACUGUCUCCUACGUAAAGGUUUGAAUAGCAGACACCAUCAAAUGAACCAAUCACAUGUCAUGUUAAUCUUUAUCCUUAUUGGUUAAUCAUUCAUUUGAUAAUUUUAUUCGCACAUAAGUGAAGAAAAUAAAUCAAGGUUUUAGCCUGAACUAUUUCUAUUGAAAUGAGACGUGUUGUUAUUCAAUGUCAACACGAUGACGAUAUUCCAAUAAUAAUGGAAAUAAUCAAUUCGUAUGGAGGAAGUUUAAUUCGACCACAGUCACCUCAAAGAUUCGAUAUGAUUCAUGUGGAUUUAUCAGAAGAAAAUGAAACAACAUUAAGUGAUUUUGUCAAGGAAUUACAAAGUAAGAUCAACUCAGUUGCAGUGAAGGUGUUUUGAAGGUUGAAACAACAAUGAGAUGACAACACUGAUAAUGACAACGAUAACACCAAUGUUAACCAAAUAGGAAGAAUAUUGUAGAAAAAACUUUGUUUAUUGAAUUUAUUGUUAUUAUUAUCGUCAUUAUCAUUUUUCCAUAAAAAAUUAUUAUAUUCAAUGAAAUAUAUUUUAUAACAAUGAAUGAUACCUGUUACAUAAUCAAGUUUAAUAAAGGCAGUUCAGUGAAGAAAACUGACUAUUCGAUGAUUACAUUUGUUAAAGUUACACAGUGGUAUUUAUAGUUAAUUAGCAUUUAGCAGAAAAUUGUUAAAUCAUAAAAGAAUUGAGAAAUUAUUAAUUUAAAAUAUUCUCAUUUGAUGUUAGGUAGUUGGUGGUAGUCAACAGGGAACUCUGUACCUAGCUUUUGUCUUAUUAGUUAGCAUGGAUCACCUCCGAUCUUAAGGGGACUGAUGCUCCUUUUAUGAUCUGAACUUAUUUCGUUAAGUUUUACAGACCAAUAUAUUGCUGCAUAGCUAUUCGAGCCGCGACUGACAUCCUGAGAUAUUAACAUUGAUUGAUUUUAAGUAGUGACCAAUGUCAUGUUUGUCUAGUUUUUUAAGUGCAAUUUAGUUACUCACCUUAGUGACUUGAAAUCACAAGUAUGAUGUCGAGAUAUUAGUUGCUUACAAGCAGUCAUCAGGAGACCCUUUAGGAGGUCAAUUUCGGUCUGAACAGAUCAGUAGUAACAAUUCAGUCAGUUGAGCUGGAGGACGCAGGUUUUAAUCCAUCAGAACACAUAAUUUCCCUCAAGAUAGAAGGUACCACUUGCCGACAUGCGUCAACUAGCACGAAACUCAGGUCGAACAGGGUUUCUUAUAGACUACCCUCAGCCACCUAAAAUUUAAAGUUGUCUUUUAGACUAGUGGCUACAUUUCAACCUGAUCGACGGAACUCGAUCAACAUUUAAAGGGCUGGAAGUACAUGACAUCAGUCACCACUUAAUUAUAUGUCUCCAUGUAUUGUGUAUAAGUUGCCCGAUAAGUGAAGGGUAAUAGGGGGGGGACGAAGCGGAAGUAACAAUUUGCAGGGUAUACUUAAGAUAACUGCUCACUUGAUAAGUGUAAAGAAGUGAUGAAUAUACAUGUCUGAUAAUCUUACAGAAUUAUUGAAAUCUAACGACUGGGCGCUGGGACCACGGAAGAACGAAGUACUGUACACAUAACAUCUAAACACAGACAUCAAGGUUAGAUCGAUGAAUUGUUAGAACCUCAGCUAUUCACUAAUUCUUUACAGAUUUUCCUAACCCGUUUGGUUUUAUCGAUAAUUUUUGAAGUUUGUAUAGAGACAGAUGACCGGAGUUGACCAAACUUUCAACAACACAACGAUUGAGUUAUUUGAAUUCGUCUUUAGAUAACUAUGCUAAAUAGGAUUCAGAUAUCUAUUUAGAAAAGGC